AAGGGGGGCCUGCGGGCCGGGGAAGGGGGCGCGAGCCCGUGGCCACUGUCUCCACGCCCCCCCCGCUCCAUCCGGGUCACUGGCGCCGAGAGGGCAGCAACCCAAGGGACGGGAGCGGGCGGGCGGUCGCGCGCACAGGGGAGGGCGCGCUUGUGUGUACGCGCGCCUCCGCCCAGCCGUCCGUCCGCUCCGUCAAGGAAGGAACGAAGCGCGAGGGGGCGGGGCUCUUGGAGGCGCCGCAGCAACAGCAGCAACCCUAGCCCUGUCGCCGUGCGUGCUCUGCAGCCUGGCUCUUCUGCAGGGGCUGAUCCUGACGCGGAAGGGGCGAAAGGCUCCUCUCACGAGCCUGGAGUACAAGGAACGCGAACAGCUGUGAGUAACAAUGAUUAGAGAUACAGUGAAGGCCUGGAGUGACAGCCAGUCAGAUCUCUACAGCAGUGACCUGGAAGAGGAAGAAGAAAUGAUAUUUGGAGAAAAUGAAGACGACUUGGAAGAGAUGAUGGACUUAAGCGAUCUGCCUACCUCGCUCUUUGCUUGCAGUGUGCACGAAGCAGUGUUUGAAGUUCAAGAGCAAAAAGAAAGAUUUGAAGCACUCUUCUCAAUUUAUGACGCUCAUGUUACAUUCCAGCUAUUUAAAAGCUUUAGAAGAGUCAGAAUCAACUUUAGCAACCCCGAAGCCGCAGCGAGAGCACGAAUAGAACUGCAUGAGACAGAUUUCAAUGGAAAAAAGCUAAAGUUAUAUUUUGCCCAGGUCCAGAUGCCCAGUGAUGUGGGAGACAAAUCUUAUCUCUUGCCCCCGCAACCUGAGAAGCAGUUCCUGAUAUCACCACCCGCGUCCCCACCAGUAGGAUGGAAGCAGAGUGAAGAUGCCACGCCCAUGAUCAACUACGACUUGCUCUGUGCAGUUUCCAAACUGGGGCCUGGGGAAAAGUACGAACUUCAUGCAGGAACUGAAUCCACUCCCAGCGUUGUUGUGCAUGUAUGCGAAAGCGAAACAGAAGAGGAAGACGAAAUUAAAAAUUCCAAACAGAAGAUUGUGCAGACGAGGCGCCCAGAUCCACCACCCACACUAUUAAGUGAAACACAGACUUUUGAAUGUACGCUAGAGGUCGGGGGUGGGAUGCACCACUGAUUCUAGUCUAGCGGAUGACGGCCGUGGAUGGUCGUCGUGUUCGCAGUGCUGCGUUCUGUACAGCCGCAGCAGACGUCUCUUGUGGGCGUCUUGCAUCAAAGACUUAGAUGCCAAUGUCCUGAAGAGCACUUUAAUUUUAAGGCAAACUCCCAAGAUGUAGCAAAUUCGAGUCCUGUCCUACUAGGAGGUGCCAUUUUGGAAUCUGUGUGUGAACCAUUUUCUUGGUGUACAGAAAGCUGAAAGGAACUCAGCUGCCGCCAUCUCUGUAUUAGUUCCCACAUGGUUUUUUUGUAUGUGAGUCUCUCAUGUAUAUUUUUCUGUGCGCGGGUGUGUAACACAAUCCGAUUAACAUGAUGUCCUCAGUAAUAUAUUGAUGAAAUGUAAAUGUAAUGUACAAUGUACAUUGUUAUCAGUAGAGAAAUCUCAAACUGGUUUGGGGUGACAGAACCAAAUUUUUGAACCGGCUUGUUUUGUGGCUUCUGUUUUUCCUUGGGGAUACCAUGGUUGUGUGUGUUGGAUGUCAAGGUACUCCUGUGAAUUGAUGUGAGGCCCAACCCUCCAUGGGAGCCGUCGCAAGCUGGCACCCUGCUCCCUCGCAACCAUGAAAACAGAGAUGCAAGCAAAGAAGCUGCCGCUUGUGGCCUGACUCGCUUUGGCGUGCUUGUUUUCCUAGGCUUCCUGAGGCCUGCUGUGACCACUCCCAGUGCUGGCUAUUAUUUAUUGUGUGUGUGGGAGAGCUUGUUCCUCUAGCAGCAGAGCUUUAUGCAGCUCCCUUCAGAGCUUGCUACCGUAAGCUGACCAGCUAUCUCAUGGCAUUUGCUCAACCAGCUAGAACCCCAUCUUGGGGUUCUUCAUGGUCAAGCCAGCGAGAGGCCAGUGGUGACCCCCAUCAAUCCUAUGAGUGGCUCCAUGACUAAUUGUUCUUGGGGCCUGUCUGAAGCUUCAGUCAAAGCUGAAUGCUCUGCACAGUUCCCCCAGCACCAUGUGGAGAUCACCAUACCCAACCGGGGAGGCUCCUUUAAGGGAAAUUGAGCCCUCUUGAGCCCCAGUGCCAUCUUGGGAGGCAUGCCACAGAGCGCUGGGAAAUGUAGCCCUUCCCGGCAUCUUCUUCCUAGAGCUCUGGAGAGAGGGCUCUGUCUUUCUUAAAAGGCUCUCCCUGCCCUGAGAAAGGUGCAGUACUGUGCAGAGGUUAGCACAAUGGAAAAUAGCUCUCCACGUAGAAGAGUGUUUGACAAAGUGCUUGAAAAAUAGUGAAGAUUACUGUCCCAUCUGUCUCUGUGCUGUGGGGUCUUACACAUGGAUGUGGGAAUACAAAACCAUCCUGUUCAGAAGCAACAGUUUGGCUAUGUCCCUUGCCCCUCCCUAGGGCUGGAAAAAUGUUAUUGUUCUCUCUCUCUCUCUCUCUCUCUCUCUCUCUCUCUCUCACUCAAAGACUCGGGGUAGCUUAUAGUAUGCCUGGGACUAGUACUCACUUAUCCUGCGGAGCCCUGUGGUUUAGUAAGCAAUGGCAGGUAACCCCUUUUGUCCACCCCAAAUAACCUUUCGUCUGUUUCUUUGCACUGAGCACUACUGUAGGUCACAGUAGGCUUCUGCUCAGCACCCUGGUUGGUAGCUUCUCCUCCCCAUCCCCUCCUUUCUCUUUCCUUCCUGAGAUGUGGACUCAUUUUGUACCAAGGCAGACCCUCUUUCUCUGCUGCUGCAGAAAAAGGGCCCACCACCCUCCUGCCUAGAUUGGUCCGGCAUUUGUCCUUUCCCACAGUUUUGCCUUCCCACCACUUUCCCAGCAAAAUUGCACCUUAAAAUUCCAACUGUUGAAUUUGUGUAAUGUUACACUUCCAUUAGCUAAUACUACAUUUUAUGGUGGAAUUAGGUGAGGACCUGACAACUCCCAAGUUCCAGAGAGCCGUGGUGCCUAGAAAUCUAACUGUGGCGCCUUGACUAGGAUAUUCAGAGACAGAGUAAAUGAUGUAUUUGUCCCAGGUAGCCCUGUUUUUCUUACAAGUGUGUACCAUGUAAAGAAGAAGCCGAUUUGCCCUCCACCCAUAAUGUCCAUAAUUAAGUCUGGAAAGUGUCCAUUGUCUGGUUCCUAAAUUUUUGGGCCGGAUCCUCGAUCCAAAGGAAAUUCGUGAAAGCCUAAACUAAUGGGGGCAGGGGGAGGGGCGGGAGAGAGCAGUAAAACCUGGUAUAGUUUUGCAAAUGUCAUUCCCAGUCACUAGAUGAAGUUCUGUUUUAUCUAUGAAAUUGUCAGCCCUACCAAAUGUUGUACAUGGCAUGGUGAAGUAGGGAGUGGGGUAUCAGUUUAUACUAGGUGUGAGAAACAGAGCCCCAUCUCUCUCCCCAGCUCCCUGGAACAGGUGGAGAACUUUGAGUAGGGUGGGGUGGGCUUCAAACAUCAGGAGCUCUUCCUCUCUUACCGUUAUCGCUCAAAUCCCACACAGCGUGAAGCAUACCAGUUGUGGGUAACUUGAAUUUGGACUAUCGGCUCUCAUCAUCCCUGGUCUUUGACUGUUGUAGCUAGGGAUGAUGGGAGUUGUAGUCCAAAUACAAGUUCCCCAAGACUGGAGCAUAUUGUGUACCUUUGGACCAGUUAUACUCUCUCAGCAUAGCCUUCCUCUCAUGCUUGCUAAGAUAAAAUGGGGUUAUCCCAUGGGUAGGCCAUUGUGGCUGGGGAUUAUGGGAGUUGCAGGCCAACAACUUCUGGGGACCCAGAUUUGAGAAUCCAUGGGAUAACCCUAUAUUUUACAGCCCUGAGGGUGCAAAUAUGAUGGCAAUAGUACAGCUACCAAACUCAAUUUACCUAGGGCACAAUAGAAGUCUUAACUACCCUUUAUUCUUAAUAAAGGCAACAAUAUUUAUUAGUUGAUGAACCAUAAGCAUUUUUCCACAGUAUGACUUUCAGGUUAUAUCCUGUGUUCUGGAAACUUUUUAAAGCAUCCUUUUUCUUGAAAUGCAGAAUUUUUGUUUUGGAAAAGAGUAGAAUUUGGUUUUUCCCAAUAAAUGCUCAAAGCUCUGUUCCAUUUUUACUGGGGUGUGAUUCUGUGCUGAAUCUACAGUUACUCUCCCCCACACCAUGAUAAAGUAAACUUGGAGAAGUCGUACAAGAAGUUAAUUCUUGAAUGUGAAUCAUGAAGUAUAACCUUAUAUGUGGCUCUUAAGACCUGCUGUAUCUCACCUGCAUUCUGAUAGCCAACAUCCCUCACUCCUGAUUAGAAACCCCUGAGGUCCUCCGCAUUCAUGAGGCUUGAUUUCACAACUAUUGUUCGGGUAGGCGAAGACUCCUCCCUUAGUUCAAGAGCUGUGUGUGCUCCCAUUUUGUGAUUGUGAGUUUAGAACCAGGUCGGAGGAGGGGAGCUUGAUUGUGCGCUAAGCCCUAGCUGGGUAGGACUAGCACCUAUCCAGAUUCUGUCCCCAGAUCGUGUGCUAAGCUCGUGUCUGUCCUGAGAUUCCAUCCCCCUGAUUGUCUGCUAAGCUCUGUUUGGACAAGACAAGCACCUAUCCAGAUUCUGUCACCAGAUCGUGUGCUAAGCUCGUGUCUGUCCCCUUGAUCGUCUGCUAAGCCCUAGUUGGAUAGGACAAGAACCUAUCCAGAUUCUGUCCCCAGAUUGUGUGCUAAGCUCGUGUCUGUCCCGAGAUUCCGUCCCCGUGAUCGUCUGCUAAGCCCUAGUUGGAUAGGACAAGAACCUAUCAAGAUUCUGUCCCCAGCUUCAGAAUGAGGCAGGAGGAAAAACUUUCCCAAACAGUAGAGGCUUAGCACGUGAUCAAGAUCCCUGCCUCUGACCUUGUUUUUAACUCAGAUGAUCAGAAAACAAGAGCGCCUGCAGCUCCCAAACUAGGGAAGGAGACUUCUACCCUAAAAAGAAUUGCAAGAAUGAGCCCAGCUAGUUGCAAAAUUGUGUCUAUUGGGUAUAAGUUUACAUAAAACAGUGAGCUCGCCUACUCCUAAAUCUUCUGCAAAAUGAAUCAAUGUUGUCAGUAUUUUUCUAGGCAACCUGCCCUAGAAAGUGGCAAAGAAGGGAUUGGCAAACUGCAGCCCUCGUGCCAAAUCUGCUCCUCUCUGAAAAGAGCUAUUAGUUCAGAGGAUAAAGGAACGGGGCAAGCUCCAGUGGCAAUGGGGCUUUUCAGCUUUUCAGCCCCAAACUUGGGUCCCCAGAUGACAUUGGACUGCAAUUCCCAUCAUCCCCAGCCACAAUGGCCGGAAAUGCUGGGGCUGAUGGGAGCUGUAGUUCAACAGCUGUAGUUGGUGGUGCAGUGGUAAAACUGCCGUCCUGUAACCAGAAGGUUACAAGUUCGAUCCUGGCCAGGGGCUCAAGGUUGACUCAGCCUUCCAUCCUUCCGAGGUCGGUAAAAUGAGUACCCAGAAUGUUGGGGGCAAUAUGCUAAAAAUCAUUGUAAACCGCUUAGAGAGCUCUGGCUAUAGAGCGGUAUAUAAAUGUAAGUGCUAUUGCUAUUGCUAUUGCUACUUUAAAGGAGGGCAGGCAUAACAAAUCCACUUGCCAGCUCACCAGGGGUGAGUGUUCCCAGCCCUCUGGCAAGCAGGACACCCAGCACCACGCAGAUUUCCCCAGAUGCUCUUUUCCAUGGUUUUGAGAAGGUAAGAAACAGCAGGGAUCCUUUCUUGGCAGUCAGAGAGGGCUCCCACUGCCUCUCGCCCUCUCCCAUUGCAAGUGACCAAAGACCUGCUUCUCUCCUCAACCCACUGUCUGUGUGCCAGAAAAGGAUCUGAGGGAAGAGAGGGGAUGGGAGACGAGCACAAAGAAUGACUGGCUGGUGAGCUAAGCCUCCAUUUGUGGAUCCCCGGAGGAGGUGUUAGGGUGUUGGCCUGCCAUGCAACCCACUUCCUCUGUGGCUGACUGUGUGACAAAACAAGUUGUGGGCUAAGGCUGUAGAAUGGGUGGGACUGCAAUGUUGUUGGAAUAAAGCAGCCAGGUAAAAGGAGAUGCGUAUAACAGCCCGGCAUGAUUGCAACAGAUGAUGAUCAAUUGUGUUUUUUAAAAGGAGAAAUAAAAGCUUUUGUGGUUUC
This is a messenger RNA of Hemicordylus capensis (graceful crag lizard), 6152 nucleotides long. It is a transcript of the gene RCAN3, whose product is annotated as RCAN family member 3. Gene Ontology annotation, molecular function: calcium-dependent protein serine/threonine phosphatase regulator activity; nucleic acid binding. The record is from RefSeq and is a predicted model, not a curated record. The coding region runs from base 383 to 1132 and encodes 249 amino acids. Gene Ontology annotation, biological process: calcium-mediated signaling. NCBI's taxonomy places the organism in Eukaryota, Metazoa, Chordata, Lepidosauria, Squamata, Cordylidae. The transcript is spliced from 5 exons. Gene Ontology annotation, cellular component: cytoplasm; nucleus.